AUGUCCGGAGGUAUCUGGACACUUCUUGAAGUUGCCUUUGUUGUUGCUGGUAGUGGCGGUGAUGUUGUUGUCUCUUUAGUAGUGCUUUUAGUGGCGGUUAUCGUCGUACGCUGUGUUAUUGCUAUCGGUAUUUCAGUUGUUUGCGUAGGGGUCUUCGUAGUCGUGAUCGCUUCUGGCAUUGUAGUGGUGGUUCUGGUUGUUAUCGGAGUUUGCGAUAGGGUGGUGGUAGCCGCGGGCUUUGUGUCAACAGAUGUGGCUGUUGCAGGCGUUGUGGAAGUGAAUGUUGUCGCCACCGGCAUUGUGGUUUCUGUGGCUGUGGUCGUCGCCUGCGCAGUGGUGGUUGUAGUGGUUGUCGGCUCUGUAGUACUCGUUGUGAUCGUCGUUGUCGUUGUGGUGGUGCUUGUAGUCGUCGUCAGCGCAGUGGUGGUUGUCGUGGUUGUCGGCUUUGUGGUAGUGGUUGUGACCGUCGUCGACGUUGUUGUGGUUCUGGUUGUCGCCGCUUUCGUUGUACUCGGGGUAUUAGUCGUUGGUAUUGUGGUUGGAGAUGUCGGCGUUGACAUAAUGAUUGUAGUGCUGCCUGUCAUGAUAGUCGACGUUGCAGUUGUCGGGCUUGCGAUCGUUCUCUGA
Haemonchus placei is the source of this 627-nucleotide messenger RNA. The record is from the annotation of a GenBank genome assembly. NCBI's taxonomy places the organism in Eukaryota, Metazoa, Nematoda, Chromadorea, Rhabditida, Trichostrongylidae.